Molecule: messenger RNA, 2268 nt
Organism: Rasamsonia emersonii CBS 393.64
Lineage: Eukaryota; Fungi; Ascomycota; Eurotiomycetes; Eurotiales; Trichocomaceae
Product: C6 transcription factor
Exons: 6
Coding region: 1-2268 (755 amino acids)
Biological process (GO): DNA-templated transcription; regulation of DNA-templated transcription
Molecular function (GO): zinc ion binding; DNA binding; DNA-binding transcription factor activity, RNA polymerase II-specific
Source: RefSeq, a predicted model, not a curated record
AUGCUCUUCGUUGCGCGUAUCAGUAUCGAUCAGACGUCAGGGCUAACGCGGACUCUUCAGUGCGAUAACUGCCGGGCAAGAAAGAUCAAAUGCGACAAACGAUCGCCAUGCUCCAACUGUCGAGCAUCGAAUACCGUCUGCCACACGGCGAAUCGACCAAAGGAACACCGCCAGCGGAUUCUGAUUUCAAGCCAAUAUGAAAAGAAAAUCGAGGCCAUCGAAAGCCGCCUGGCAAGAAUCGAAGGUCUCAUUCAGAACCUGGCCGCGCAUUCUGCAGCGUCCCCCUCACGACCGUCUGUCACGCUGGGCCCGUCGUAUUCUCCCCAUCAGGAGACCCUGUCCUCUUCCGGAGGACCAGCGGAACGCAACAGCUCAGCGGGCAAGACGAACACGGCCUUUGAGGGAGAUUCGUCACUACGGGCGCAUUCCGUCCAUGCGAGCCGGGUCGUCGAGCAUGCCAUGCGCAGCGAUGCGUCGGUCGACCGCAGCCCGGAGAUGCAGGAAGCGCUGGCGGCCUUGCGGACGCUGAUCGAGAAACAGCACGCGCUGUCGAUCAACCAAGACUGGCGGUUUCCGAACCAGCCGGCGAAUGCGGCGAUCGACCUGUCCUCGGUGAAGAUGCCUUCUUUGUCGUCUGUUGUAACUCUCCUCCGUCUGUGCAAGGAAUCGCACAACUUUCUAGACCUCCCCUUUCUCGACUUUGACCAGUUCAACGAGCUCUGUAAAAAGAUCUACUUUGCUGUCGAGGACUAUUCGCUUGCGGCGUUUACCCUCGUCAACGGAGGCCUGUACUAUCUCUUCCUGGAGGUGGGCAUGUUGUGGGGGAGAAACGUCCCCGAGUCGCAGGAGAGCGCGGCGAUAUGUCGUGCGAAUUUCGAGUAUGCGCUUGGCCGGUUUGACAUUUUUACUGCGCCGACGUUUGAGAAUAUCCAGGCUCUGCUUCUUGGCGCUUCAUACGCGAUCGACAUAUCACGGCCAUCCCUCUGCUGGGCCCUCACCUCGACCGCUGCGCGACUGUGCCAAACGCUGGGGUACCACCGCUCCGUGGCGUCGCCCGACGACCGCAAACUGGACAUCCAGCUGAAGAAGCGGAUGUUCUGGUACACGUACAUCCUGGACAAGAGCCUGUCGCUACGACUGGGCCAUUCGUCGACGCUGCAGGACUUUGACAUCACGCUGGACCUGCCGGAGCUGUCGCCGGACACGCGGCUGAGCAUGUGGGAGGUGAUGUACCAGCACUGGAUCCGGAUCGGGCGGUUCCAGGGGCGGAUCUACGAAGAGCUGUAUUCGCCGCAGGCCUUGUCGGGGUCGUCGGCGGAGAUGACGCGAAGGGCGAAGUCGAUCAUUUCGGAUAUGCAGAUGUGGUAUAGGGAGAUAUUGCAGAUCGAUCCCUCCCGAGCGUAUAAUCCCGCAUACUACGAAGCGGCCAUCACAUCGUGCGAGAUCAUGUAUUACUCGCUCCUGACGCUCGUCUACCGCACCAUUCCGCCCGGACCGACAGACAGUUCGACCAUCUUCAACAACGAGUGCAUCGAGACGGCUCGGUUGGCGUUGAAGGCUCAUCAGCGCAACUCGGAGCGGUACAAGGAUAGCAACAGCUACAUCUGGCAUGGGUAUAUAUCGUGGAUCCUCAUGAACUGCCCCUUCACACCCUUCCUAGUCCUCUUCUGCCACGCCAUCGCCACGGCCGAUACAUCAGACCUGCGCCGGCUAGGCGAGUUUGUGUCCUCGCUACAGUCAGCCGCUGAGGUUGCCGAGGCGGCGGAGAAGUUCUGUCGGCUGUGCCAUGUCUUUCACCGCGUGGCGGAGCUGUACAUUUCGGCGAAGAUGAGGCGGCUGCAGGAACAGCAGCAGCAGCAGGUUAAUUCUUCCCUUGGAAGAGGAUCCUCCUCAGAGGAGCAACAAAACUUGAGUAACAGCAGCAACAGCAACAUUAAUAAUAACAACCGAGCUGCUAGUGCUGGUAAUAAUAGCAAUCCUCCACCACCACAAUACCCAGGCCUAUCAUCACCAAUCGACGAUCUAGAACCCUACCUCAGCGCCCUAGGCAUCCCGAACGCGGCAGUCAUCAACACAAACACAAACAACAACAGUAAUAACAACAGCGAUCCAACCGCAAUGACAACAGCAGCAGGCUUUGAGCAAGGAUUCACAGCAGGUGAUUCAUCUUCAUCAUUAUCGCUAGGAAACUGGUUCGCAGGAAACGUCAAUAUCAUGUCCCUUCUCGAGACGGAUUUGUCGAGUGUUGUUACGCCGGUGGGUUAUUAA